AUGGCGAUGGUUAUGGAGAACCAGCAGCCGCUGGCGCCGAUGCCGGCGGUCCCGGCGCCGCCCCUGCCUCCUCCGCCCCCUCCGCCGCUGCCGCCACCUCCGCAAGCGUACAAGCACCGCUGCAAGGUGUGCAAGAAGGGGUUCAUGUGCGGGCGAGCGCUGGGCGGCCACAUGCGAGCGCACGGCGUUACCGACGACGGCCUCAGCGCCGCCGACGCGCUCGACGACGACGACGACGACUCCGUCCCCUGCGGCGGCGGUGCAUGGGACUCUUCGGAGGCGGCGGGUGGCACGGCGGCGGCGACGACGAAGCGCAUGUACUCGCUCCGCACCAACGCGGGCCGGCAUAAGAAUUGCAGGGUGUGCGAGAACUGUGGCAAGGAGUUCACGUCGUGGAAAUCGUUGCUGGAUCACGGCAGGUGCAACUACGAUCGGGACAAGGACGACCUCAACAUCGCCGGCGCUGACAUCGACGGCGAAGAUGAGGAGGACCUAGCAUUGGCGGCCGGCGGUUGGUCGAAAGGGAAACGUACACGCCGGACCAAGGUGAUCGUUGUGGACAACGGUUCACAAAUUGAUGAGCCGCUGCUGGUGCCGACCACUUCAAGGGAGGAGGAGGACCUCGCCAACUGUCUCGUCAUGCUGGCAUCAUCGCGUGGCGGCGUGCAGCCGCAAGCCAUUGCCGACGUCCACCAGCAACCGCACGCAUCGACGAGCAAGGACAAGCGCGCAUCGGCGAGCAAGGAUGAGCAGAGAUUCCUUGUGCCGCCACAACCAAUCUCUAUGCUACCACCGACCGUACCACAGUUCAAGUUUCUGGCGCCACCACAAGUGGUGCCGUCGCCGGUCGUGUCUCGUGGCUUAUUUGAGUGUAAGGCGUGCAAGAAGGUGUUCACGUCUCACCAGGCUCUCGGCGGCCACCGAGCCAGCCACAAAAAGGUCAAAGGGUGCUUUGCGGCCAAGCAAGAGGAGAGCAGCCGCAACGACUCCCCGCAACCCAGCGCAGCGUCUUCCAAUGGCAACGUCAAGGUCGUGGUUGAAGCCAUCCCCGCCAUCGUCGACGCCACAGAAUCGAAUGGUGUCGAUGGCAAAUCGGAAGUCAACAUGCUAAAUGCUAGGACCACCGCGGUUGUCGCGGCCACCUCUGCACCAGAAAUGGCUAAUAUCAUGCAGGUCGACGAGGCGCCCUCAUCCUCCACCGUUUCACCCUUCAACAAGGGGAAGCUGCACGAGUGCUCCAUCUGCCACCGCGUCUUCAUGUCGGGGCAAGCGCUCGGCGGCCACAAGCGGUGCCACUGGCUCACGACGGGGGCCGGGGACCCGACGGCGGUCGCCAAGCUGCCAUUCAUUACUCAAGAUCACGUCAUGCACGCCGCCAUGUGCCAGCAGCUCACCCUCGGUCCCCCGGUGUAUGGAACGUCCGAUUCGUGUCUUGACCUCAACGUGCCCAUGAAUCAAUCUGCAGAUCCAGCCGCCACGAGACAAGCAGCCGGGAUCAACGAAAGCAUGCUGAGCCUCAAUGCACCGGCGUCGCUGUACAUGCACUCAUGGGCGGGACAUACCAACGCGAGCAACAUGCACAACACGGCGGCGACAAGUGGUCACUACGACUUGCCGGAAGCCACAGCCGCCACCGAGGAUGAAGCGGAUAGUACGAGUGCCAAGCGAGCCAAGAUCAGUGACCUCAAGGACAUGAACAUGGCUGGGGAGACCUCGCCGUGGCUGCAAGUUGGCAUUGCCCUACCGUCCGAGACCAGCGAGAGACUGCUCAAGCCUAAAGGCUAG
Miscanthus lutarioriparius is the source of this 1785-nucleotide messenger RNA. The record is from the annotation of a GenBank genome assembly. NCBI's taxonomy places the organism in Eukaryota, Viridiplantae, Streptophyta, Magnoliopsida, Poales, Poaceae.